AUGAGUAUGGAUCAUGAAGCUCUCAUACGACGACAAGUCGAAUUGCAAUCUCGCAUCGCGAGGACGAUCGACAAUCUCAAAAAAAGCGGUAUGGCCAACAUUACGAUCGAUGCAAUCGAUAAUCGCCUGUUACGGCUAGACAGUUGCUGGGCUAAGUUCGAGCAGCAGCACGACGAAUUGAGCUCCAAGUACUGGGACCUCCUACAAGCUCACGAUUAUUGGAACAACGACUUUGUCAGUCAGGUCGAGGAGACAUACCUGCAACAGCGUAUUCAGCUCAUGACGAUGAGGCGAUCCUUGUCCGCGGCUGAGAAUCCCGGCAGUUCCAGUCAAGUCGAGGUGAGAUCGUCCGUGCCGCUAGCUACUUCACGUUCACGCACUACGCUACCACGCAUCCAACUGCCGCGCUUCUCCGGCAAGUACGAGGAUUGGCCAGCAUUCCGAGAUCUUUUCCUGUCCAUUGUGCACGGCGAUCCAUCCACUACAGAUGUGGAAAAGCUGCACUAUCUAAAGUCUUGUCUGGAGAAGGAGGCCGCUAGAUUAAUCAAGAAUUUGCCAACCACCGCUGAGAAUUACACACGAGCAUGGACCGCGCUCCAAGAAUACUACGAGAAUAAGCGUCUGUUAGUGCGAUCGUGCAUAGCUAAUUUCUCAGCGCUGCAAAAAAUGAAAAAUGAGUCGGCUGCCGAAUUACGUAAAAUAUUCCAUUGUGUGACCGAUGUUCAUGGCACGCUGGAGAGUGUUGGGCGUCCGGUUUCGAGCAGUGAGGACUUCUUCGUUCAUUUCAUAGUGGAACUUAUGGAUUCCCGGUCGCGGCGCGAAUGGGAAACUUCCCUUAGCGGCACCGCGGAGCCGCCAUCUUACUCCACCUUGAGGACCUUUCUAGAACAGAGGCUGCGGAUAUUGGAGGCUGUACACCCUGGAAAGUCGGACAGCGGAUCCGGUAAGCUCAAUGCUGAGAAGGGCAAGCCAGCGCAUACACACCAUGCCAAGAAGCCGGAAAUUAGGAAGGGUCGCUGCUCACUGUGCCAAGCGGAGCACUCCUUGAUGCUGUGUGAGGUCUUCAAAGGGAAGUCGCCCUCGGAGAGGGUGCAGCACGUGCGAGAGAGCCAUCUCUGUAACAACUGUCUCGGCCAGCACAAGGUUAGUGAUUGUCCGUCGAAGAGAUCGUGUGCCGCUUGCGGAGAGCGGCAUCACUCCAUGUUGCACGACGCUCAUCGCGUUUGUGAGGGUACCACGACGUCACUCGUGGCAGGCCAGUCGCCCAGUGAGCCAACCGUUCUCCUCGCUACGGCCGUGAUCCGCGUGGUUGAUAGGUUCGGCGUUCGGCACACCGCGCGAGCUCUCAUCGACCAAGGCUCUGAGACGUCGCUCAUCUCCGAGGCACUCGCUCAGAAGCUGAAAUUGAUGCGCUCUUAUGCCUCCAUUGCUAUCUUCGGAGUUGGCGGUCAGCAGACGGCGAUCGCUCGUGGCCGGGUUUCUCUCGAGUUUACAUCCAGGAUGGACGGACCUUCGAUGAUGACGUCCGCGCUAAUCUUGCCUCGCCUCACUAUUUACGCGGGCGGCGGUGGGAUGAGUGCUCGUGACUGGCCGCACCUGCGCGGAUUGGAGCUGGCCGAUCCGGAUUUCCUCGCGACGGACCCGAUUGAGAUACUCCUCGGCGCCGACGUGCAUGCGGUUAUUAUCCGCGACGGUAUAAAGAGAGGCCGUCCUUGCGAGCCUGUGGGGCAGAACACAGCGUUAGGAUGGAUAAUCUCAGGAGCAGCCGAUGCUAAUAUUAAAAGUCAGUACGUACAUACGCAUCAGUGCACUAUAUGUGAUGAUCUUUCGAUGAUGGUCAGACGUUUCUGGGAGCAGGAAGAACUCCCUGUUGCCGCUGCUCCAUUGACGCCAGAAGAGCGGGAGUGUGAGGACCUCUUCAAUCGCACGCACAUCAGACUGCCUGACGGGCGGUAUAUGGUUCGCCUUCCAGUCACUGGACUACUUCCUGACUUCUCCAAUUCACGGCAGACGGCAGCCCGGGUGCUGGCGCAUGUUGAACGGCGGCUCGAGCGAGACUCGACAAUGCGCACUCUUUAUUGCGACUUCAUGCGCCAAUAG
Molecule: messenger RNA, 2100 nt
Organism: Cyphomyrmex costatus
Lineage: Eukaryota; Metazoa; Arthropoda; Insecta; Hymenoptera; Formicidae
Exons: 1
Coding region: 1-2100 (699 amino acids)
Source: RefSeq, a predicted model, not a curated record